GUCAUGGUAAAAAUGUUUGCUGUUGUGGUGGUGGUUCUCAUUGCACUAAAAUCUGCUACAACAAUCAGAUUAGAUGGAAAUGGGUACACAGAUAUUCUGGUUGUCAUUAACCCUACUGUACCAGAGAAUGAAGAACUUCUAAAUCAAAUCAAGAAAAUGAUUACCAGUGGAUCAGAAUAUCUGUUUGAAGCUUUAGACCGCAAGGUGUUUUUCAAGGAAGUGAAAAUACUGGUACCACCAACCUGGAAAGGAAAGUAUGAGAAAGCAACAACAGAAUCGUACAAAAAGGGCAAAAUAAGAAUAGACGAUUCAUUUUCACAAUAUGGUAAUGAGCCAUAUACUCAUCAACCAGAAGGAUGUGGACGUGAGGGUGAAUACAUUCAUUUAACCCCUGAUUUCUUGUUAAACAACCAUAUUUCUGAACCAUAUGGACCUAGAGAAAGGGUUUUUGUGCAUGAAUGGGCUCACCUCAGAUGGGGAGUAUUUGAUGAAUAUAAUAUGAGAGAACCAUUUUACUUGUCUGCUGCUGGUCAGAUUCAACCAACAAGGUGUACUGAUAAGAUUUCUGGCAAAUGGUAUGAACUUAAUAAUCAGAAUCCGAAACCUUGCCAAAUUGAUGCAUCUGGCAAACCCACAUCCAGCUGUGAAUUUUUUCCAGAUUAUAUGCAAACUGCAAAGGCCUCAAUAAUGUUCAUGCAAAGCUUAUUAUCUGUAAAAGCUUUUUGUGGAGAGAAGGAACAUAACUAUGAAGCCCCCAAUGAGCAGAAUAAACAGUGUGGAAAAGCAACACGUACAGUAAUCUUUGAGAACUCGGUAGACAAAGAUGCCCUUCGCAUUCUGAAUCCUUUGUCAUCUGUACCAACACCUCCGACAUUCAAAGUCCUACAGAGGGGAAUCCGGGUCGUCUGUCUCGUCCUUGAUGUCUCUUCAAGCAUGCAAGGGCUGAGAAUAAGUCAACAACAUCGAGCUGCUACGAUUUUCUUAAACCAAAUAAUAGAUGAACAACAAUUUGUGGGUCUGGUGACAUUUAGUACUUAUGCUAACAUACUAAGCCCACUGACAAAAAUAGAUGGACCGGCCACAAGACAGAAACUAAUUAAUAGCUUGCCAACAGUUGCAAGUGGGUCAACAUAUAUUUGUAAAGGACUCAGAAAAGGCUUUGAGCUUCUUCGAACGGAUGACGGCCAAACAAUAGGAGAUGAAAUAAUUUUUCUGACAGAUGGGCAAGCAUCUGAUAAUGUUCAGGAAUGUUUGCAGGAAUCUGUUCAAAGUGGUGCAAUUAUUCACACUUUAGCUUUUGGCCCAAGUGCAGACAAUAUACUGAGAACCAUGGCUGAUCAAACUGAUGGAAAGUUUAUCGUAGCCGAAGAAUCUGUACUUUCCAACCAGCUUGUGGAUGCCUUUUCCUCAUUGACAGUGUAUGAUGGAAACUCCUUCACACAGCCCAUUCAGCUGGAAAGCACUGGAAACGAUGUUAAAGAUUGGUUCAAUGGAACAGUUCCCAUCGACCGGUCUGUAGGAAACCGCACCACCUUUACAAUAAUAUAUGAAAGACGUGCACCAACUGUGAAUAUAGUGUCACCAAGUGGUGUGGUUUACGAUCAGAGACACAUCACUGACAGUGCGAACACAAUCACUUUCACUAUUCCAGGAACUGCAGAGCCAGGAAAUUGGAGGUACAGCUUCUUCAAUAAAGAAACAUCUGCACAACAAAUGAGUUUAACAGUAAUUAGUCGGGCAGCUCAUGACGAUGUUUACCCAGUAACAGUUACAGCCAGGAUGGACCAGCAGACCAGUGAUGGAACCAAACCCAUGGUUGUUUUGGCUGAGGUCAGUCAGAAUUAUAAUCCUGUAUUGGGGGCCAGUGUUUGGGCAAACCUGAGAUCAGAUACUGGGCACUCAGAAGAACUUCAACUCUUUGAUAAUGGAGCAGGAGCUGAUGUGUUCAAAGAUGAUGGGAUCUAUUCAAGAUAUUUCACUAAAUUAAAGCGUGGAAAAUACAAUCUAAAAGUGAGAGUGGAACAUCAGCAGGGAGCAGUCCAGGUUUUCUUCCACAGACACAGUGGCAGUCUGUAUAUACCUGGACAUAUUGUAGAUGGUAAAGUGAAAAUAAACCCUCCGAAGCCCAAAAUAAAUGUGCAGCCAGUUGAUGUGGGCAACUUCACAAGAACAGUCACUGGGGAAAGUUUUGUAGUGGACAGAGACACAACUAUAAAUUUCCCUCCAAACAAGAUCACGGAUCUAAUUGCGGAAAUCAAGGAGGACACCGUGCUUCUCAACUGGACAGCUCCUGGUGAGGACUUUGAUGUGGGAAAAGUCAUAUCCUAUGAAAUCAGAUGGAGUGACGAUUUAAAGAUGCUUCAAGAUAAUUUCACCAGCUGUGAUCUGGACAACAGUUCAUCACUUGUUCCUCAAGAGUCAGGCUUUGCUGAACAGUACUUUUUUCAGCCUAAUAUUACAAUAAAAAAUGGCACCACACUUUUCUUUGCUGUUCAGUCAAUGGACAAAGAGUCGACCAAGUCUGAGGUAUCCAACAUUGCUCGAGCAACAAAUUAUGUCCCAGGACCCUCACUUAUUUCAAAUAAAGGCCCGAAUGCUAUCAUCAUAUCUCUCUGUGUUGUGGCCAUAGUGGCUUGUGUUAUAGCUGUAGUAAUCAAAUGGGCAGUAAAACGUAAAAGAAAUGACUGAUGUUAGGAGAAAUCCGAAUACACUGCACUGCAAUGUUCACAUCUGUUUUUAUGUAUGUUAUUUUCUGAGAUUUAAAUAACCUAAGAUUAAUUCUAUUGAUUUAUGAAUAUUUGUAGUAUGAACAGAUUUGUAGUAGACGAUUCUCUGAAAUAUAUAUUUACUUAUUAAUGUGGAACUUGGCAAAUGUUAUGAUCUGAUUCUGUUUUGUUAAAGGUGAUUUAUUAUACGGUUGAACUAGAAAGCUUCCCUUUAUUUUAAUACUCUGUUAAUUCGCUCAUCAAAUCUCCUAUCAUUGUACAAACUGGAACACAUUCUUACAUCUUACAUUACACAAUUUUUAUAAUCUACAAUAAUUUCAGAUCUUAAAACAUUCAUUGAAAGAUAAAAUCUCAAGCAGUACAGCACUGUUAAUCAUACUGAACUCAAACAAAUGACAAUGUACAAUUA
Molecule: messenger RNA, 3135 nt
Organism: Silurus meridionalis
Lineage: Eukaryota; Metazoa; Chordata; Actinopteri; Siluriformes; Siluridae
Product: calcium-activated chloride channel regulator 3A-1-like
Exons: 14
Coding region: 4-2688 (894 amino acids)
Source: RefSeq, a predicted model, not a curated record